Molecule: messenger RNA, 959 nt
Organism: Aspergillus candidus
Lineage: Eukaryota; Fungi; Ascomycota; Eurotiomycetes; Eurotiales; Aspergillaceae
Exons: 1
Coding region: 77-571 (164 amino acids)
Source: RefSeq, a predicted model, not a curated record
UGACACUCUAGGCUUCUCCUCCGUGUUGGGCAGCCUCCACGUUUCACCAUCGGAGCCAGAGUGGGUCUGGCGUCGGAUGAUACCGUACUCAUCGGCAGGGUCCGUUCAGUCCGUCACUUCCUUCCGGACAAGGAAAAGGUUUCCUGAUGGCUUCAUGAUCAUCCGACAGGGAGGUGACAGAUUCUCAUCAACAUCCAUUACCUCUCAACUUUCUCUGGGUCGUACAGCCCAAUCUGCUGGUGUCUCUGGCACUACGAAUCAUUCGAGGAGUGGAAUUGGCCAAUCCACUUCAUCAGGACUAGUGAGAUCCGGUCUCUUGGCGCUAAACACAACUUGUCUCCUUAAUAUCAUCAUCGGUCAAUCAGAUCCGUCCGCCAGCGCCGCACCACUGCAAUGGAAAGAACAAUUUGAAUGUCCUCCGGUCAAGGGUCAUGGCCAACGUCCUUUUGACUGGUUGGGUAGAAUCUGGGUCGCAUCGCUGGCCCCUGGAGCGGCGUUGGGGAGAAUGCAUGUCAAGUCUCCCCCCGAGGUAAUUAGUGGACACCCACUGAUCUACACCUCUUGUGGCUGAGUUGGGUGAAGGAGGAUCUCCCUUUUUUCCCCUGCAAUAUGCCUUUUUUCUCUCCUUGCAAGACCGAACCUCACUCUUGUUUGUGUCUGUAUGAUCUUAAUUUGGUUUUAAUUUUUUUUUCUUAUUGUUUAAUGUGAUCUUGUUAUUAUCCUUCUUUCCCCUCUCUAUUUCCCAGGCCAAUCUGAUAGAUAUCCUCGGGACUUCUUCCUUUUGUUAUUCAGUCACUCCUUUUUUUGUUGAUUUUUAAUCCCUCCUUUUCACUCCCACUCCGUGUGUAGACAUUCUUUUGACCGUGGAUUGGACACUGGAAUUCGUUUUCUCUCGUCGCGAUCUUUCAAAUCCGGUCGUUUUCUGUCCUUUGUGUAACGAGCCAGUGGGUUUGAUGGUU